Molecule: messenger RNA, 1332 nt
Organism: Leishmania major strain Friedlin
Lineage: Eukaryota; Euglenozoa; Kinetoplastea; Trypanosomatida; Trypanosomatidae
Exons: 1
Coding region: 1-1332 (443 amino acids)
Source: RefSeq, a predicted model, not a curated record
AUGCAGGUACGGCGCGCCGAUGCGGCUCGGUCUAGCGAGUUCGCCGAGUACUCCGCCGCCGGUGGCGAGCAGCAGCCGUAUUCGAUUGCCACCACCGCACGCGCCGCGCGGACAGUGCGCGAAUUCGUGGGGAACUCGGUGAUGUUAAGCGUAGUGCGCGAUCGUGCAGCGGUUAUGAAGAGUUACAUUAAGAACUCUAACCUUCGACCAGCGUCUGCCGCCACCCCACAACGAGAGCGUGACUGGGCCGAUCCAACUGCCCAGUCCUUGGUACGUCGGCGUUGCGAGUUGAGUCUCGGCCCCACCGUCACUUGCUGUGCAUCCAAAGAGCAUCGUGGCCGUGGCCUCACGCAGAUGGAGUUGGCGGCGCGCUCGGCUCGCAACAUGCAUACUUCUCGCGCAGUAAGCAAGCCUGUGGUGCCGCCUCCGUUCGAGCUGCUCUCAGCCAGUCGUCCCGUGCCGGAGCUGCCCGCAGAGCUAAAGGGGGCGAUCACUUCCUACUACUUAUCUCGUCUGCGUCAGCUCUCUGUCGCGCAUCAGGAGCGCAUUGUGCAUGCGAUUGCCCUCGAGAAGGACCGCAGAACAGUUAUCACGUGCCUCAAGCAGCAGGAGCGUGCCUUUGCGCAGCCGGCAGCGCGUUCGCCGUCAUCGAUUACGCGGGGCUUGGGGAAGGGCAGACCUCAGACAGGGGCAGCGCACCCUGUGCCCAAGAAUGUGCCGCGCUCCACCGUGAACGCGAAGAGCCAUCGUCGUGUGAUGGGGGAGGACCGCGCGUCUCCCUGGAAACGACAGGGCGCGAACGCUGAGGAGCGUCAAGCCAUGGAUCGCUUCUGCCAGCGCUUUGCGGUGGAGGCGCGCGCUGCCUUCCUUGACAAUGCCAUGGACGUGUGCAUGGCCCGUCGCACUCGCUUCUAUCUGGAGCAGCCACCCAUUGCAAGCCAGCUCGGCGUCGUGCUACCAGAGGAGCAGCUCACACCGCUCUACAUCAUGGCGGUUGGCGACCUACUCUACAACAUGACGGGGUGGACACACCGCGACUCAGGGAAGUUCUCGCGUGCGGUGGUGGCGAUCGUGUGCCGCGGGAUCCCGACGGUGAUAUCGUCGGCUGCAGCGGAGAAAGCGGCGGCGGGGCGGGAGCGACAGCACACGACGCUUGCUGGGAUACCUUCUGCUCUGCAGUCCUUCCCCUCUCUUGGCACCGAUAGCCUCUUGGCCGACAGCCAUCCCACAACAGCAGCAACGGCAACAGCAGGCCUGAAGGACAUGAAUAAACAACGUGCAGGACGAUUGUUGGGCGUGCCUCUGUCGAUGCCCGCGGAGGGUACUCGCUGA